GCUGAUUUAAAAGAGUGAAACAUUUAAGGAGAGUUAAAGAGCUGGAGGAACUGGGCAGAAGCGCUGGGAAGGGUACAACUUGGUGUGAUGAGCAGUCCCAAAGAAAUGAAAAUGCAGAUUAGCCCGGAGACUCCCGGACGGCUCCCGCUCCAAAACCCCUUUGAAAGCCCGAGCGAUUAUAGCCACCUUCAGGAACCAACCUUGUCAAGUCCUUCAUUAUUUAAGUCCGCGCAGUCCUCUUUGACUCCAGGGAAAUUUGGAUGGUCUAUAGAGGAACUUGCUGUAAUAAACCCGGUGGAAAUCGACUCUGAAGACAUACGCCGGCAGGCCUUAUAUUUAAGCCGUGCCAGGGUUGAUAAAGAGGCAGAAGAGAAGAGACAGAAAGCCAUCGAAGAGUUCUUCACCAAAAGGCUCAUUGUCCCUUCGCCUUGGAUUGAUCACAACAGGAAGCAGGAUUCUCCGUUUAACUCAACUCGGUGUAUUGAAGUAAUCAGCGCUUCACCGGUUGGCAGAGAAGUCGCUGGGCAUCUCGGGAAAACCAAUGCUGCUUGCCAGACAGUAUUAUCUCUGCCAGUAGAUUUUGACUUGGAAAAAAUAUUAGGUGCUUAUUUUAAACCAGAUGAAUCGGCAGAUCAGUCUCAGGAAAGCCUGAGUACGUCCUCGCUGAGAAGAAAGCUGUUUCUAGAUGAGAACGGAAGUCUGUCAGAGAGUCUGUCCCCUUCGCCUCAAAGCCCGCACAGCAUUCCGGCCUCGCUCGGAGGCCUGUGUUCCACAGACAUCUCCCCAGUCCGCUGCAGAAGCCCUCUGAAUACACCGAGUUCGGGCCAAUUUUCUUCCAGCCCCGUGCAGGGCGGGAUGAGGACACACAGCCUGGGAAGCCUAAGCACUCCCCCCUUUCCUGAGAGGAGUCCCGCGAACAUCAUUUCUCCAACCAUUUCUCCGAUUGGCAUUCAAAUAAGAAAGACGCCACUGUCAGCACGGUUUACUUUUCGUUCGCCGGACAUUCCUUCUAUGCCGAACUCUCGCCGCCUGACUCCUCCUCCCACCAGAAGUUCCUUUGUGGAGUGUUCGCCACUGAAAAAUUGUUCCCCCAUGAGACGAAUGGCUUCCCGAGGCACCGCGGUGUACCAGACCUCCUUUGUCCACCUGCCCUCCACCCCCGAGAGUUUCGACGAAGAGCAGGAAGAGGAAGCGAAGGGCACGUCCCUGGAAACUUCCCUUCCGAAAGUCCGUCUGCGCCCGCUGAGCGGGGACCCCUUUGCUCACGGUCAACAUCUGGUGGUUGCGAAGGUGUCCAUAUCGCCAGACCAUCCCAGAACUCAUGUCCCCUGCGAUCUCGAUAGCUUGAACGAAAACUGCACGGUGGACAUGGCAGAUGCAGAAGAAGUGCCGGUCGUCAGCUCGGUGAAGGGGUUGGCGGAGAACAGCUGCCUGCCGGUGGCUGGCUGGAGCAUAGAAGGCUCUUGCAUGUGCCUCUCGCCGCUUGCUGAAAGCAGUGCCAGUCCCUGCGAGGGCAGCAGCAUCCAGGUGGACAGUGGUUACAACACCCAGACUUGUACCAGUAGCCUUAUGGAUACAGCAGGCAUAGAGGUCAGUGGUAGGGAGAAUGAUUCCCACGUUUACGAUUCUCAGAGCAAACACAGCGGCGUCAAAACAAAGCAAGGUAAACUUGUCCUGGGAUACUGGACUGAACCCGAGCCCGUGAAUCACUCCGACUGCCGCCUUGUGGGAAGUCCUCGGUCAAAAUGA
Messenger RNA from Gekko japonicus, 1749 nucleotides. It is a transcript of the gene BORA, whose product is annotated as bora, aurora kinase A activator. Lineage: Eukaryota; Metazoa; Chordata; Lepidosauria; Squamata; Gekkonidae. Gene Ontology annotation, molecular function: protein kinase binding. Gene Ontology annotation, biological process: regulation of mitotic nuclear division; activation of protein kinase activity; regulation of mitotic spindle organization. The coding region runs from base 88 to 1749 and encodes 553 amino acids. The transcript has 12 exons. Gene Ontology annotation, cellular component: cytoplasm; nucleus. The record is from RefSeq and is a predicted model, not a curated record.